AUGGGUGAGCUUGAGAACAUACAAAACCUUCGUGAAAACUUCAAGAAACAAAAUAAAUCUUGUUUUAUCCUUGGUGCGUCAGGAGCAACUGGCAAAGAGUUGUUAAAAGAAAUUUUGAAACAGCAAUUGUUUUCUAAUGUCACCAUCAUAGGACGUAGAAAACUGACUUUUGAAGAAGUGGCAUAUCAAAAUGUGAAUCAACAGGUGGUAGACUUCGAAAAACUGGAUGAAUAUUCUGCAGCAUUUCAAGGUCAUGAUGUUGGAUUCUGUUGUCUUGGUACCACAAAAGCAAAAGGAGGAGCAGAUGGACUUGUUCGCGUUGAUCGAGAUUAUGUUUGCAUGUCAGCAGAGUUGGCAAAAGCUGGUGGUUGCAAACACUUCCUCUUGGUAUCUAGCACUAGAGCUGAUAAGCACAGCAUUUUUUUUAUUUUAAAAAUCAAGGGUGAAGCAGAAGUUAAAAUUGAAGAACUUAACUUUGAACGCUGCACUAUAUUUAAACCUGCAUUGAUUUUAUGUGACCGAGAAGAGUCCCGUCCAUUGGAAUGGUGUGCUAGAAAAAUUCUGGGUUGCCUCUCUCAUGUGAUGUCUAUUACUGCACUUUCUGUGCCCAUUUCAACGUUAGCAAGAGCUAUGGUGAAUAAUGCAGUAAUCCCGAGUGACAAGAAGGUGGAGCUGUUAGAGAACAAGGAUAUCCACAUGAUUGGAAACCAAGAUGAAACAAAGACCAGCUAAAUGGUGUGAUGUUAUCAGAUAUUGUGCACUUCUGCCCCUCCCUAACAGCAUCACCAAUUCCUAUUUCAGGAUCCUAUUCCUAUUUACAAUGCAGUAAAAUUUUGUUAAACAUUUGUGGUUUCUUCCUCCUGCCCCAGGAUUAUGAAAUAGUAAUCCAUUACAUUGUAAAUCGUGCUGUACCAUGCAAAUCCUUUUAUAAGGAUUAUGAGAUUGUAACGAUAGGCGUUGUUUUUUCAAGACAUGUUGAAUG
Molecule: messenger RNA, 982 nt
Organism: Terrapene triunguis (Three-toed box turtle)
Lineage: Eukaryota; Metazoa; Chordata; Testudines; Emydidae
Gene: HTATIP2
Product: HIV-1 Tat interactive protein 2
Exons: 5
Coding region: 1-732 (243 amino acids)
Biological process (GO): import into nucleus
Cellular component (GO): cytoplasm
Source: RefSeq, a predicted model, not a curated record